This is a messenger RNA of Phycodurus eques (leafy seadragon), 1269 nucleotides long. Its product is annotated as voltage-dependent anion-selective channel protein 2. Gene Ontology annotation, biological process: monoatomic anion transmembrane transport. Lineage: Eukaryota; Metazoa; Chordata; Actinopteri; Syngnathiformes; Syngnathidae. The coding region runs from base 139 to 990 and encodes 283 amino acids. The transcript is spliced from 9 exons. The record is from RefSeq and is a predicted model, not a curated record. Gene Ontology annotation, cellular component: mitochondrial outer membrane. Gene Ontology annotation, molecular function: voltage-gated monoatomic anion channel activity.
GAUAGGUCGGGUUUCAUGUGAGCGCAGUCUCCUUCAGCUCGUCCUCCAACCAGCCAAGCCUGCCUCGCCCGUGCGGUCUGAGGAAAUCUGUCUUAAAGUCACUUGAGCUCACCUCCACAUACUUCUCCGACCGAAACUAUGGCCGUGCCUCCUUCAUAUGUUGAUCUGGGCAAGUCUGCCAAGGACAUCUUCAACAAGGGCUACGGAUUCGGCCUGGUGAAGCUCGACGUCAAGACAAAGUCAGCCAGUGGAGUGGAAUUCAAAACAUCUGGAUCCUCCAACACCGACACCAGCAAAGUCAUCGGCAGCCUUGAAACCAAAUACAAGAGGGCAGAGUAUGGCCUGACCUUCACUGAGAAGUGGAACACAGACAACACCCUGGGAACAGAAAUCACCAUUGAAGAUCAGAUUGCUAAGGGACUGAAGUUGACUUUUGACACCACCUUCUCACCAAAUACUGGCAAGAAGAGCGGCAAGGUCAAGACCGCCUACAAGCGCGAGUACGUGAACUUGGGCUGCGACGUGGACUUCGACUUCGCUGGCCCCACCAUUCACGGGGCAGCCGUCGUCGGCUAUGAGGGCUGGCUAGCUGGCUACCAGAUGACCUUCGACACCGCCAAGUCCAGAAUGACCCAGAAUAACUUCGCCAUCGGCUACAAGACGGGAGACUUCCAGCUGCACACAAAUGUCAACGACGGAGCAGAGUUUGGCGGCUCCAUCUACCAGAAGGUGAGCGACAAGCUGGAGACUGCCGUCAACCUGGCGUGGACUGCAGGCAGCAACAGCACACGCUUUGGCAUCGCCGCCAAAUACCAGCUGGACAGGGAUGCCUCCGUCAGCGCUAAAGUGAACAACAACAGCCUUGUUGGUGUUGGCUACACCCAAACCCUUAGACCAGGUGUGAAGCUCACCCUGGCCGGCCUGGUCGAUGGCAAGAACAUUAACGCCGGAGGCCACAAGCUGGGUCUGGGCUUGGAACUGGAGGCCUAAGCUUCUCAUCCCACACCAUGCAACUCCGGAAUAUCAGAGGAAAUUUGGCCUUACGCAUUUCCCAACCAGCAAAAGGGGGGACAUCUUGGAAGAGAUCGAGUUCACAAAGGCUACGACAACAAACUCUUAACUUGUUGAGUGAGCACCACAGUCAUAGUGGUUCUUUUCUUUUUUUGCUUUCUAGUUGCGAGAGUCAGGUGGCAUAUUAUUUAUAUAACUAACAUCAUGGUUCCUAUCCAGCACUGCCAUAAAUCCAAUACAGUCCCAGUUGUGCGUGCA